GGUAAAAAUACAGAAUGGUGGUUCUCUCUCGGUUAGCAACACCCCUUAGGAUAUCAUCAAAGGCUCGACCUGUGAUACUAGUUCAAAACAAUUUUUCCACAUCAUCAGUGCUCAACGUUAAGAUCUAUUCUAGUGCUAAGGAAGCAGUUCAAGAUAUUCCAGAUAAUGCAAAACUUCUUGUCGGAGGCUUCGGAUUGUGUGGUAUCCCUGAAAAUCUGAUUAACGCAUUGAGUGAAACUGGACAGAAAGGUCUGACAUGUGUCUCGAACAAUGCGGGUGUAGACGAUUGGGGACUAGGAAUUCUUUUGAAGUCAAGGCAGAUUAAGAAGAUGAUCUCUUCAUAUGUGGGAGAAAAUGCAGAAUUUGCAAGGCAAUAUCUCUCUGGAGAAUUGGAGCUUGAAUUUACUCCUCAGGGAACCUUGGCUGAACGAGUUCGUGCAGCCGGUGCUGGAAUUCCGGCUUUCUACACACCUACAGGCUAUGGUACGCUAAUCCAAGAGGGUGGCGCACCUAUCAAAUACAGCAAGAGCCAGAAGGGGAAGGUCGAGAUUGAAAGCAAGCCUAAGGAGACUCGUGAAUUCAAUGGCUAUAACUAUGUGAUGGAAGAAGCCAUUUGGGGAGAUUAUGCUUUGAUUAAAGCCUGGAGAGCAGAUAAACUUGGUAACAUUCAAUUUAGGCUGACAGCUGGAAAUUUCAAUAAUGCUAUGUGUAAGGCCAGCAAAUGCACUAUCGUUGAAGUAGAAGAAAUCGUAGAACCUGGUACCAUUGAUCCCAUGGAUGUCCAUAUUCCGUCCAUUUAUUGUGAUCGUCUUGUGUUAGGAAAAAGCUAUAAGAAACCUAUUGAGCGACCUAUGUUUGCUUCGGAAGGACCUGUAAAGCCAUCCACAUCGGCAGCUGGCCGGAGUCGUGAAAUAAUCGCUGCUCGAGCAGCGCUAGAAUUCCAGGAUGGCAUGUAUGUCAAUCUUGGCAUUGGUAUCCCUACGCUCUGCCCGAAUUACAUACCAGCUGGAAUCAAAGUCCAUCUUCAAAGUGAAAAUGGAGUGAUCGGAGUAGGUCCAUAUCCAAAGAAAGGCAAAGAAGAUGCUGAUCUCAUCAAUGCCGGUAAAGAAACAAUCACAUUAUUGCCAGGAGCAUCUAUAUUCGGAAGUGAUGAAUCUUUCGCUAUGAUCCGAGGAUCUCAUAUGGACAUCACAAUACUUGGCGCUCUUCAAGUUUCUCAGCAUGGCGAUUUGGCCAAUUGGAUGAUCCCUGGCAAAUUAGUCAAAGGCAUGGGCGGAGCUAUGGACCUAGUCUCAGCACCGGGAGCCCGAGUCAUCGUGACAAUGGAACAUUGUUCAAAGAAUGGAGAAUCGAAAAUUUUGCCGAAAUGCGAUCUGCCGCUCACCGGUAAAAAUGUGGCGUCACGAAUUAUCACAGACAUGGCUGUGUUCGACGUAUGCAAGAAGAAUGGCCUAACGCUGAUUGAAGUUCGGUCGGAUCUUAGCGUGGAGGAUAUCAAGAAAGCAACUGCUGCACCCUUCAAGGUAUCCGACAAUUUGAAGCCUAUGGGACAGGCACAACUGAACCAACAUUGA
Messenger RNA from Cylicocyclus nassatus, 1574 nucleotides. The record is from the annotation of a GenBank genome assembly. NCBI's taxonomy places the organism in Eukaryota, Metazoa, Nematoda, Chromadorea, Rhabditida, Strongylidae.